CCCGGCUGGGAGCCGCGAGCCGCUUUGCGCGCUUCUGGGGCUUCGGCGCCCUUUGCUAGUUUUCCUGCCCCCGCGAGCGAGAAAUGCUCCCCACGAGCUCGCCUGGCCGUGCCGCAGGCGAAUAGCUGCUUCGUCCUGCUUUGCCCGCCAGCCUGGGAUCAGCCAUGGCCAAGAGGAGCUCUUUGUUCAUCCGAAUAGUGGAGGGGAAAAACUUGCCAGCCAAGGACAUUACAGGAAGCAGUGACCCUUAUUGUAUUGUGAAAAUUGACAAUGAAGCCAUCAUCAGGACAGCCACCGUGUGGAAAACUUUGUUCCCUUUCUGGGGUGAAGAAUAUGAGGUCCACCUACCCCCCACCUUCCACUGUGUAUCCUUCUAUGUGAUGGAUGAAGAUGCACUAAGCCGGGAUGAUGUGAUCGGGAAAGUCUCCCUUACCCACAGCCUGUUGGCAGAGCAUCCCAAAGGUUACUGCGGUUGGCUGAACCUCACUGAAAUCGACCCGGAUGAGGAAGUGCAGGGGGAACUUCACCUCCGGAUUGAAAUCGUGGGCAGCGAUGCGGCGAAGAAGCUCCGCUGCAGGGUGUUUGAUGCUCGGGAUUUAGCUCGGAAGGACCGGAAUGGAGCAUCCGACCCCUUUGUCAGAGUUCGCUAUAAUGGCAAGACGCAGGAGACUUCAGUGAUCAAGAAGUCCUGCUACCCAAGAUGGAACGAGACCUUCGAGUUUGACCUGGACGAGUCAGCCCCAGAGAAGCUGUGUGUCGUUGAGGUUUGGGAUUGGGACCUUGUUAGCAGGAAUGAUUUUCUGGGGAAGGUGGUGUUCAAUGUCCAAAGACUCCUUGCUGUUCAGCGGGAGGAAGGCUGGUUCCUGCUCCAACCAGACAAAUCCAAGCCACAGCAGGAUGAAGGCAACCUUGGUGCUUUACACCUCCAAGUGCGGCUCCGGGAUGAGAUGGUGCUUCCAUCCAGCCAUUACCAGCCUCUUGCGCAGCUUCUGUGUGAAGAAGUUAAGGCAGCGGCACAGGACAGGAAAGUACAUUUAAUAACCCUCAUCGACGAAACCACAACUGCCGAGUGCCGACAGGAAAUUGCCAUUAACCUCGUCAAGCUCUUCCUAGGUCAAGGGUUAGCCAAAGAGUUACUGGAUCUUCUCAUCAAGCUAGAGUUGGACAAAACUGAUGAGCCAAACACCCUCUUUCGGGGCAACUCUCUGGCCUCCAAGUCGAUGGAGUCCUUCCUGAAGGUGGCAGGAAUGCAAUACCUCCACGCGGUCCUUGGCCCGGCCGUCAACCGCGUGUUUGAAGAGAAGAGAUACAUCGAGCUGGAUCCCAGCAAAGUGGAGAGCAAGGAUGUUGGGUGCUCCAGCCUCCACCGCACCCAGAGCGAAAGUGAUGUGAUCCAACAGAGCGUCCACCUCCUUCGAUCCUACUUGACUGACCUCCUUGCUGCCGUUGCCAAGUCUGUCAAGUUUUGUCCCGCCGUUAUCCGUGCCACCUUUCGGCAGCUUUUCAAGAGGGUUGGAGAACGUUUCCCUGAAGAGAAAGACCAGAAUGUCAGAUUCAUGGCCAUCACCAGCUUCCUCUGCCUGCGCUUCUUCUCUCCAGCCAUUAUGUCCCCCAGACUCUUUUACCUGCGAGAGAAGCACGCCGAUGCCCGUACCAGCCGGGCCCUGCUGCUCCUGGCCAAGACUGUCCAGAACGUGGGGAAUAUGGAUCCGGGCAUCAGCUGCACCAAGGAAAGCUGGAUGGCCCCUCUGCAGCCCACCAUUCAACAGGGCAUUGCCCAGAUGAAGCAGUUCAUCCUCCAGCUGAUAGACAUUGAGGAGAAAGAAGAACUGGACUUGCAGAAGGCCCUCAGCCAGAGCCAGGUGGUGAAAGAGGGACCUCUGUUCAUCCAUAAGGCCAAAACCAAAGGCCCCCUGAUGUCGUCUUCCUUCAAGAAGCUUUACUUCGCCCUCACCAGUGAGGCUCUCAGCUAUGCCAAGACACCCAACUCUAAGAAAAGCUCCUUCAUCACGCUGGCCAACAUCAGGGCUGCUGAGAAAGUGGAAGAGAAAAGCUUUGGAAGCUCCAAUGUCAUGCAGAUCAUCUAUGCCGACGAGGACGGGCAGGCAGCGACAGCUUACUUGCAGUGCAAGUGUGUCAACGAGCUCAACCAAUGGCUGUCGGCCUUGAGGAAGGUCUGUGUGAACAACACGGGAAUGCUGUGCUCCUACCACCCGGGCAUCUUCCGGGGAGAGAAGUGGAGUUGCUGCCUCCAAAAGGACAAAUCAGGUUUGGGCUGUGACAAAACUCGGCAUGGAGUUACUCUACGGGAAUGGAACGAUCCUUUGGAUCCCGAUUUAGAAGCUCACUUGAUAUUCCGCCAUCUACUUGGAGUCCGAGAGGCGAUGAAGGAAAAGUACCUGGAAUUGUUGACACAGGAGAAAGGAGAGAACCUUCCUCUGAACCAAAGCGAUGAUCUCGAAAAUGCCGACGGUCCCACCAGACUGUUCCGAGUUUUGCAGGAUCUGGAAGAAGUUCACAACAAGGAACUCUCCCGCUUGAGAGAUCUGGCCAGCCAAGAGCGAAACUGCCUUGUGGAACUGCAGACGUGACUCCAGCACAAACAAGUCUCUUGGGCCAAGCCUUGUUCUACCCCAUUCAUCAGGACUACAGCCACAUUCCUGGGACUGCGUCUCUCUGGACUUGCAUUCAUGUGCUGGGGUGCAGUGUGGGGCGGGGUGGGGGGGCUGCUUCUCAGAGGGAAGUCAGGUGAAACCACUCCUAGCUUAGCAUAUAGAAUGAGUCACUCUGCCAUGUUCUCAGAACGGAACUGGGAAAAAGAGGCCCAACUUUUUUUCCCCCUUAGCCUUCCAACUCAAUAGCCCUCACUAUCCCAAGGUGCAAAGGAAGACACUAACUUUGAUGGCCUUAAAAUGGGAUUGGACAAAUUUGUGGAAGAAAGGUCCAUCCACAGGUAUCAAUCACAAUGGAACCUCCAUGUUCAGAGGCAGUAUAUCUCCCUGUUUACCAGUUGCUAGGUGGGGAGACACCUGACAAGGGGAGGCUUUGGCCUUCAUGCUUUGCUUGUGGGCCUUACAAGAGAUCUGGUUGACCAUUGUGUGGACGUUGGGAUCCUGGACGAAAUGAACCCUUGGACGGGUUCAGCAGUUAUGAGACAAAUCCUAGUCUUUUAGUAAACCCGUGUGGAAGAUUUCUUUCCAAUUUCCCCCAGUUUAUCUAAGGCCCAAUGGGCUUCAUUAUUUAAAAAGAGGUGUCGAGAUCUCAUGGCGCCAGGAAUGUUUUUGAAAAUGGGUCAGCAACAUCUGCGGAAGUCUACUGUGCUCAAAAGAUGAAACUUUUCUGACUCCUGCCAUCCUCUCGCUAUUCCCGAGUCACAAUUGCGGCUGAUUUAAAAGUGCUGGGAAAUGGUACCCAUGGAUGGGCUUCUUUCAACAAUGGGUGAUGUUUUUGACUCCCCCGGGGAUGUUUUAUAGUUUUAAGAUGAAUAAACAGAUGUUGUUGCAAUCUGGCUAAAGGGGGCAAGGGAAGAAACCGCAAAGAAACCAUCACCCUCCAAGCCAGAGAAAUUCUGAAUGCACAAUAAAGCAUUUUUUAGCAAGA
This is a messenger RNA of Eublepharis macularius, 3600 nucleotides long. RefSeq names its product ras GTPase-activating protein 4-like. Lineage: Eukaryota; Metazoa; Chordata; Lepidosauria; Squamata; Eublepharidae. Gene Ontology annotation, biological process: regulation of GTPase activity; intracellular signal transduction. The transcript has 21 exons. Bases 165 to 2591 code for a protein of 808 amino acids. The record is from RefSeq and is a predicted model, not a curated record.